This is a messenger RNA of Fomitopsis serialis, 1896 nucleotides long. RefSeq lists its product as uncharacterized. The transcript is spliced from 4 exons. NCBI's taxonomy places the organism in Eukaryota, Fungi, Basidiomycota, Agaricomycetes, Polyporales, Fomitopsidaceae. The record is from RefSeq and is a predicted model, not a curated record. Bases 49 to 1695 code for a protein of 548 amino acids.
CCUCGCUCGUCGCUUUUCGCGUCCAUAUCCUCCGCAAAGGCCUCCACCAUGUCCGCCUACCGCAGACGGGACAAUGCGGCCUCCGGCUACUCGAGCGCGGACGCCUAUCGCGCCGUCCCCAGCACCUCUCCGUCCCUCCAACAUGCACGCGCCGUGAACAGCAAUGGCGCCGCAUCGUCCUCGGAAGAAGACCACCUCACGUCCCAGGCCACAUCGCCAGCACCAGUCGCGAAUGUGUUCGUGCGCACCCGCGCAGGCUCUCGCUCUCGCCCGCGCCGCGAUUCCCAAGAACAGGGCGGCGAGCCGCUUAGCCCCCCACGCCCCGGGUUCCUCGCCGGCGACCGACGGUCGUGGUCCGCAUCAAGCGGGGCUAGCGAAGCCGAAGGCAACAGCGACUCUGAUGUCCCCGCGGCAGGCCUGGCCGGGGUAGGCGCCGGGGCUUCGCAGUCCGCGCGCCCACCGGCUGGUACAAAUGCAGGACGUGUUCCCGUCCGCGGUCACGAUCGUGUCCGCAGCAAUAGCAACAGUCAACAAGCUGGUCGCUCUCCCGCCGUCGCCCCCCAGACCCGUGCCCGCAACCACCGCCGACGCUCAAGCAUGGCCAACGAGUACGCCUAUGCCGGGUCUGCAGGCGAGGAGGAGCCCCAGUCGCCAUCGUCGCAGGGCCACUCGUCGUUCGGUAUCAGCAACCCCUUUGGCACACCGAACGACACCCCGCGCAACUCCUUCUACGGCGCACAAGGUGCACCAGCCGUGCCCGAGAAGAUCAACCGCUCGCCCCCUUCGGCGUUCCCCUCCUUCCCCUUCCAAAGCCAUGCAGGCAACCCCGACCCCGGCACCGUCAUUCCCGGCAUUGGGCGGCGUGAGUCGCUAGACUCUCUCGCUGCCCUCGCGCAGAACGGCCAGAUCCUACACACUCCUGCCAAUCUCAACAACCACCCACUUUCCCCGCCCGGAAGCGGCACCGCCUACCCCACUGGCGCUGCCCCGGGCGGCUACGGCCUCGUUGAGGAGAGUGAGGACCUCGGUCGUCCCUUCGCUCCUUUCAUGGGCGACGUCCCCGAGCGCGCGCAGACGCCAUCCAGUGCCGGCAGUCAGCUCUAUCGCAACUCUGCCGCCGCGGCCGUAUCAGGCAAGGGCGAAUACGCUGACUCUUUGUAUUAUUCAUCUGAAAUAGGCAGCGACAACGGCCAUGGGCUUCCACGGACCGGCAGCGGGCAGCAGAUCAGCAUGCGCGCGCCGUUCCUCAGCCCUGCAAGCCGUCCGACGAGCAGCCUAUGGGCACCUCCGAGCUUCCCGUAUGCGUACCCGCCUGGUAGUGGGAGCAGCACGGCUUUGGGCGGCUACGCGGGCAGUGGUAUUUUGGGCCAGUACUCCAGCUACGCCGACAUCCAAGCGCAGCUCCGCAAGAGCAAGCCAAUAAUGCCAUCGUCGAAGAUCUCGCAGAAGCUGACGAAGGAGGACAAACCGUGGUUGUUGCAGAAGGACAGCAGGUCGCGCGCGAGCUACUGGCUGACCCUCGCCGGUGUCUUCGCGGGCAUUGCGGGCGCGGCGGUCCUGUGCUACUUCACCUGGGUCGACACGUACUUCCUCGCGGAUAGCCAGGUGUGCUCGUACUUCUACGACGACUUCAGUGGUGGCCUGGAUACGACGAACAAUUGGAACACGGAUAACGAGCUGGGUGGUUUCGGGUGAGUAGUCGCUUUUUGGACGCAUAUAGUCGAGUGCGGUUCCGCAUCGAGGGCAUAGAGCCUGGUGUGGGCCUUUGUUGGGACGCAUAUAGUCGGGUGGGGUUGUCGGAGCGCAUACAGUCCAGUGUGUGGGUGGCGGGAGCAGGAUGCGUUCGCGACGAGCCGCUGCAGUGGGCGUACGAUUGCUUUUUUAGGCAGCCGCUGG